AUGACAAGUAUCGACACGCCCGCCCACUAUGACCACCGCCAGCACAAGCAGCAGCUGCGCGGAUGGCUGAGCUACGCAUUCGCCAGCGAAGUGUUUGUGAUUGUGUCGCUGACGCUGUUCCUGCCGAUAUGUCUGGAACAGUUCGCUAGAGACAAUGGCUUUGUGGCGCCAGGCCUCACCGAGCCCUGCACAGCAGUCAAAUCGACUCCAACGACAAACACAGACCCCGAGGCAGAUUCACGAUGCCUAGUGAAGCUUGGCUGGCUCUGGAUCGACAGCGCCAGCUUUAGUCUGUAUGUCUAUUCUAUCUCUGUCGCCCUACAAGCCAUCACCGUCAUCUCCAUGGGUGGAAUUGCUGACCAUCCGCCUCAUCGCAAGCGGCUCCUCCUGGGCUUCGCAUCCCUCGGCUCACUUUCUGCCAUUCUCUUCCUCGCCCUCCCCUCGUCCUCCCCCGUUUGGCUGCUCGUCGCCCCGCUCGCAGUUUGCGCCAACGUUGGGUUCGGCGCCUCCAUCGUCGCGCUGAACGCAUACCUUCCCUCCCUCGCGCGCGGCACGCGCGAAGUCGUCACCGCCCAUGCCGCAUUCUCCCACCUCAGCGAAGCUGGUAGCCUUCACGAGCACGAACGCUUGUCAUCCUUGGACGACGCUGCCGAGGCGCCGCUCUUACAGGAGCCCGGCGUGUUCCAGGUCAGCGCGGAAGCCCUUGCGGCGAAGCUCGCUCACGAUAUCGCACUAUCGAGCGCGACGGCGCGCAUAUCCUCACAGGGCAUCGCCCUCGGCUAUGCAGCAGGCAUCACGAUGCUGCUGCUUGCGCUUGUGCCGGUGACGAAGCUCGGAGGGUCGACGUUCGCGCUGCGCCUCGCGGUAGGCCUCAGUGGGAUCUGGUGGGCGCUAUUUUCUCUACCUGCUGCGCUGUGGCUUCCUGGGGCGUCUGCUGCAGUAUUGGAUGGUGAAGAGGGUGAGGAAGGGGGAGAGGGCCGCAUCAAGUGGAGUAUGUGGGCGGAAAUAGGAAAGGCGUGGAAAAGGCUUGGAGGGAUGUUGCGCUGGAGAGAGAUCAAGCGGCUCAAGAACACGUUCAUCUACCUCGCCGCAUGGUUUCUACUCUCUGAUGGUUUCACAACGAUCACGUCGACCGCGCUGCUGUUCGGUAAGACGACGCUGCACAUGUCACCGUCCGCGCUCAUCCUCAUCGGCGUGCUCACGCCGAGCGCGGGCAUUCUCGGCUCACUCGUAUGGCCCGCACUGCAGCGGCGCAUGGGCUGGACGAAUCUGCGCGUGCUCGUCCUGCUUGUGGUGAUGGCAUCGCUCAUCCCUGCGUACGGGUGCCUCGGGUUUCUGCCGGUGUUUCAGCAUGGCGCACGCGUGGGCGGGCUGACAACGUGGGGAGAGAUGUAUGUGCUCGCGGUGUAUUUCGGCUCAGUAUAUGGAGCGUUCCAGGGGUAUGCACGCGCCUUCUAUGCGGAACUCAUACCUCUUGGCGAAGAGGCUCGAUGGUAUGGCCUUUUUUCUAUCACAGACAAGUCGAGCUCCUUCGUGGGUCCUCUGGUAGUAGGACUUAUCGCAGAUACGUCCGGCAAUAUACGCUACGCGUUCUUCUUCUUAGUGGCUAUGGUGUGGCUGGCAGUGCCCAUAUUGACGAGUGUCAACGUAGAGCAAGGAAGGGAGGAUGCGAAGAGGUAUGUGUAUCCUGGCGAGCGGUGA
Molecule: messenger RNA, 1701 nt
Organism: Laetiporus sulphureus 93-53
Lineage: Eukaryota; Fungi; Basidiomycota; Agaricomycetes; Polyporales; Laetiporaceae
Product: autophagy-type protein 22
Exons: 9
Coding region: 1-1701 (566 amino acids)
Biological process (GO): amino acid transmembrane export from vacuole
Source: RefSeq, a predicted model, not a curated record